AUGAUCGAGCACUAUGAAGCUUCUGCAACGACAUCUCCCCAAUUGUGUCGCACGAUUGCUAUCCCUUCGACAACGCUGGAGUCACAUCCGUCGAUUAAGCAAGUCACGAGUGACAUGCACGUCGUGCAUUUGCCUCAGUGGAACACAUAUCACUUGACCACGUCCCUCAAACUCGUGGUGACAGGCCAUGUCAAUCGACUUUGCAAAAUGCUGCAACCGAUGAGUUUAUUCCUUACCAUGGGAUCGUCACACAAGUUGGCGUGGAAAGCCAACACCCACUUCACCCCGAAACGUGUCGUGACGGCCCGCCCAUUAGCAGUGGUGAAUGGCCCCGUGGCUGCGAGACGCUUCCCAAUGUUCAACGUAGUUGCCGUGUCGGCACUGUGCACAUGUACGCUUGGAGCCCAAGUUUCAAUACCCCUUCCAAGGCCCGUCCUCGUGUGCUGA
Molecule: messenger RNA, 447 nt
Organism: Aphanomyces astaci
Lineage: Eukaryota; Oomycota; Saprolegniomycetes; Saprolegniales; Verrucalvaceae
Exons: 2
Coding region: 1-447 (148 amino acids)
Source: RefSeq, a predicted model, not a curated record